AUGGCUACGGACGGACGCACGAAGCGCUCACAAUCCAUCUGCGCGCCAGCUUCCGCGAGUAUGGAAGCAUUGGCUGCGCCUAUAGAAACCACGCCAGCUCCUCGAAGACGACCAGCCGCACGAUCACAAUCGGCCAGGAUAACUGGUGGACGCUCUGUAAGACAAAGACGGCAACAGCAACAGCAGCAACAGUUAGAUAGAGAGACCAGGGCAAGGUAUAGCUCCGAACCGCGUUUAGCCGAAGCAGAGACUCCGCCACAAGUACGUAGGCAGGCGUCCGCGAGGCGCAGGCCGCCAGCUGGUCAGCACAGCCAACCAAGGCGGUCCAACGCCUUCCUAGAUGUCCCCAAACCACACCAGCCAUCUGCGGAGGAGGAACCAGACGAAGACUCGUACAGACUACGAUCAUUCAACGUCACGCAAAAAGGAGGUCAGUGCUACGUUCAUUCACCCUGUUCUAAAAUUAAUUUGGAGUUUUAA
This is a messenger RNA of Pieris macdunnoughi, 480 nucleotides long. The record is from the annotation of a GenBank genome assembly. NCBI's taxonomy places the organism in Eukaryota, Metazoa, Arthropoda, Insecta, Lepidoptera, Pieridae.